Messenger RNA from Pocillopora verrucosa, 2346 nucleotides. Its product is annotated as heparan-alpha-glucosaminide N-acetyltransferase. The record is from RefSeq and is a predicted model, not a curated record. NCBI's taxonomy places the organism in Eukaryota, Metazoa, Cnidaria, Anthozoa, Scleractinia, Pocilloporidae.
UAAUGAGAGGUGAGAGCUGAAAACACUUGACCGCGGAACAUGUCUUCAAGGCGCCUUCUUAGCACUGCCUUCCUCUUGUUGUUGUUCGUUGGUCUGGUGUCCAACAUGUCAUCAUCGUCAUGUCCGCAAGAGGAAAAGUUAUCACCGAAUAAGUUGAAAAUGGACACCGCUUUUGUGAAUAUCAGUUCCACUUUAGAGGAGCCUAUUACAAUAUCAGGGAUAUCGUCAAACUGUUACGAGUGCCCAAUACAGGAAAUUAUACCUCAGCUCCUCAAUGGAGCCGCCCCCCUUGUGGUAAACACACAUUACAGUUUUACCAUCUCUGUUAAAAUCAAAAAUGGAUCUCAAGAGUUAUGCAGGCUUAGUUACCUUUUUGGUGAGAGAGGUUGGUACGAGUAUAACAUCCAUCAUUCUGAUGGCCAAUCAUCAAACAAGGUCACAUGCAAACUAGAGAUCAAGCGGUCACCCGAUUACCCAUACAUGCCUCUAUGGAUAGCCCUCGGAGCGCUCUUUUGCAUGGCUGUUAUAUGGGUUUUACUUACCUGUAUUGGAAGGAAAUGCAAAGUCGCUUGCAAGAAAGAAAAUUCGAACAUGAUGAAUCAGGCCGAUGAGAUCGAUGACAGAGAAGACACAGAAAUGCACGUGACUGGAGAGGGAGAACAACAAAUGCUACCAGAGACUCAGCUUAAAGCCAGGUCGAGGAGGUUGAAGUCUUUAGAUACGUUUCGAGGAAUUGCAAUAACACUGAUGAUAUUUGUGAACUAUGGUGGUGGUGGAUAUUACUUCUUCGGGCAUGCCGUGUGGAAUGGAUUGUUGGUCGCUGAUCUCGUCUUUCCAUGGUUUAUCUGGAUCAUGGGAGUCUCAAUCACUUUAUCUUUUCGCUCGUUGAGACGCAAGAAAACAAGCAAGCCUAGAAUAGCAUGUAAAAUCCUAAAACGAAGCUUCAUCUUGUUCGCACUGGGUCUGUUUACCAGCAACUACGGUAACCUGAAGUACUACAGAAUCCCUGGAGUUCUUCAGAGGUUUGGAGUUUGUUACUUCUUCGUUGCCAUGAUGCAGUUGCUACUGCCUCCUAUGGAAAAAGGCGAAAAAAAGAAAAGAUGGUGGGAAGUGUUUCGAGAUGUGUUUGGUUUAUGGAAGCAGUGGAUCUUUGUGCUGAUGCUACUCGCUGGCUAUCUUGCCCUUACCUAUGGAGUGGAUGUGCCUGGAUGUCCCAAGGGUUACACGGGUCCGGGGGGCAUUGGGGAAGGAUACCCAAAUGCUUUUAACUGCACUGGAGGAAUGGCGGGGUACAUUGACACAAUCGCCUUAGGCAACCAUCUUUACAGAUUUCCUACUAUCAAGGGUGUCUACAAAACUACCUUACCAUAUGACCCGGAGGGGAUCCUUGGAUGCCUAACUUCUAUUGUUUUGGUUUUCUUUGGCGUUCAGGCUGGUCACAUACUGACAAUUCAUUCCAAACAUAGACCACGACUCAUCAGGUGGAUAACCUGGGCGGUUCUGAUGACUGCAUUUACGUUGGGCCUGUGUGGAGCCACAAAAAAUGAAGGGAUCGUUCCAAUCAACAAAAAUAUAUGGUCGGUGUCGUUCAUCUUAGCCACGGGAGCGAGUGCAUUCUUUCUGUUUGCUAUUUGUUAUCUUCUGACUGACGUCCUGGAUUGGUGGAAUGGUGCACCCUUCUUUUACCCAGGUAUGAACUCCAUUCUUGUGUACGUUGGUCAUGGUAUUCUGUGGAGACACUUUCCCUUCAGCUGGGAGAUGGAUGAGUAUGGCGGCCACGCGGAGAAACUAGGCAUGAGCUUAGCUGGAACUGCCUUGUGGGUUCUGAUAGCGUAUUGCCUUUUUACUAAAAAUGUUUUCCUGAAGAUUUAAAAGAUCUCAUUUUGAAAACGUUUUGAAGCAUCAUUUCUACUGACAAGGACAUCUAAGGAAACUUGAACAUCAGUGAUCUCUCGGUUACUGAAAAUAUCCUACAACAUAAGAUAAGGACUCGUGAGCCAACAUCAGAUGUCUACGCUUCAUCGCUAUUCCUUAACAUUACACUUAGAACAGUUCAUAACUGCUUCAGGUUUUUCAAUUAAAUCAUUGGGCUGGGCUAUAAGGGCCGGGGAGCGAAUAACUGAUAAAGCGAUAAAGCUAAACUCGGCUCUUGAAAAACUAUAACAUAAGUUAGCAGGUCAUCGACCAUUACUGUGCAAAAGCGUCAAAGGACAGGUCUUAGUCUAUUUGCUACAUACGCUAGGUCUCAGUCGUAAAUCUACGCUCUCAGAUGAUCUUAAUUAAGUCAUUCCAUAGAUUUACAAGAGCGAAACUGCAUGGAAUAAAAUCUACAGCUUUAAUGAUAAA